AGUACUAAACCCCGCCUAUUUCUACAAUGUAUCUUAAAAUGUGAUUUAAAACCUAAUGUUAACGACAUUUCUAGUCUUUUGCCUAACCAUAUCUUUAAAUUAACACCAAAAAGCACAUUUGUGUUGACAUGAAUUACAAUAUAUUUGGACUGUGUGGCUGUGGUAAUUAGUGGAAGGGCAUCAACCGGGUCCGCGCCACCAACAUACGAAGGACAGCAUCGACCUCGACCAGACAUUCGCAACGCAGGCUGUAGUGGGACAGAAACCUCGUAGAGCCAAAGAUCGCGUAUCCGUCGUCAGAUUAACCUUUUCAGUUCUAAUUGCCUCAUCGUCUCGCACAUAACUUUGAGCCUUUGGAAACCUGGCUCAACAAGGACACAACUUCACCAUGUCAGCAACCAUUCAGAGAAAGACUGGCUUGGCCAACGCUGCUGAAGCCAAGAAAACAGAGCUCAGAAUUAAUGAGAAGAAAUGCUCAUGGGCAUCCUACAUGACAAACUCUCCCACAGUGAUUGUAAUGAUUGGCCUACCUGCCAGGGGAAAGACCUACAUGUCUAAGAAACUGACACGGUACCUCAACUGGAUAGGGGUGCCAACCAAAGUGUUUAACUUGGGUGUAUACCGCCGAGAGGCCGUCAAAGCUUACAAGUCCUACGACUUCUUCAGGCACGACAACAAGGAAGCCAUGGAAAUAAGGAAACAGUGUGCCCUGGUAGCCCUGGAGGAUGUGAAGGGAUAUCUAACUGAAGAAGGUGGACAAAUCGCUGUAUUUGAUGCAACAAACACAACAAGGGAGAGGAGAGACCUCAUUCUUGAUUUUGGGAAAGAGAAUGCAUUCAAGGUGUUCUUUGUGGAGUCAGUGUGUGACGACCCAGAAGUCAUUGCUGCUAAUAUUCUGGAAGUGAAGGUAUCCAGUCCAGACUACCCAGAGAGGCACAGAGAGAGAGUGAUGGAUGACUUUCUCAAACGCAUAGAGUGCUAUAAGGUUACAUACCAACCUUUGGAUCCCGAUGAUUAUGACAAGGACCUAUCCUUCAUCAAGGUGGAGAACGUGGGCCGGCACUUCCUGGUGAACCGGGUGCAGGACUACAUCCAGAGUAAGAUAGUGUACUACCUCAUGAACAUCCAAGUGCACUCUCACUCCCUCUACCUGUGCCGGCAUGGAGAGAGCAAUCACAACAUGGAGGGCCGUAUCGGAGGUGACUCGGAGCUCUCCCCAGGAGGAAAACAGUUUGCUCAUGCCUUGCACAGCUUCAUUGAGGAGCACAAACUGUCUGACUUGAAGGUAUGGACUAGCCAGCUGAGACGCACCAUCCAGACUGCUGAGGAGCUGAUUGUGCCCUACGAACAGUGGAAGAUCCUCAAUGAGAUUGAUGCUGGUGUGUGUGAGGAGAUGACCUAUGAUAUGAUCCAGAAAUCCUUCCCAGAGGAGUUUGCCCUGAGGGACCAGGACAAGUACCACUACCGCUACCCAGGGGGAGAGUCCUACCAGGACCUGGUGCAGCGGUUAGAGCCUGUCAUCAUGGAGCUAGAGAGACAGGGCAACGUGCUGGUUAUCUGUCACCAGGCUGUCAUGCGCUGCCUGCUGGCCUACUUCUUGGAUAAGAGUGCAGAUGACCUGCCCUACCUGAAAUGUCCACUGCACACAGUGCUCAAACUCACUCCUGUUGCGUAUGGCUGUAAAGUGGAAAUGUUUUAUCUUAAUGUGAAGGCAGUGAACACACAUCGCGACCGACCACUUGAUAACGUCCCGAGGGACCCAGCUCCCAUGCUGCUCCGACGGAAUAGUUAUACCCCCCUGUCCAGUCUCGACCAGUUCAAGCGGCCCAGGCUCUACAGUGCCGGCAACCGGCCCUGGCUCCCUGAGAUGCCAGAGGGAAUGCUGCAGCAAAGCCAAGUUAGUGUCAAAAAUUGGCACCCACUUAAUGAAUCACUCUUAAUUCAACUCGGUCACCUCCCUCUUCCCACCUGCCACCCUCACCCCAAGCCAAUCCCUCUUUAUCCUUAGCAUCCCCUCACCCUUAAAUCCCUUUGAUAAUCCAGACAUGUUGUGGUCUUGUUGGUGGCUUCUCCUCUUUAUAUUAUGUCUGUCUCUCCUCCAACAUCAGCUGUUUGUCUUGCAUGGUCUCCCCUUUUCUUCAUAGGCUGUAUGUCUCCAGCUUGAAUAUGCAUAGCACUAUUCCUAUCCCAAACAAACUGCACCUCUUAUACUCAUUUACGUCUUCUGAAUACCAUUCCAGAAGAUACACAGUUAAAACGUCUUCCAGUAAGCAGGUGUUAUACAUUAGUCAGUUAAAUCCAGCUGGUGAUCCUAGGAGAAGCAUGCUCUGUACAACAAUUAGCUUCAGAGCUCAAUACCACACAAGGACAGUAAAUAUAGACAUGUUGAUGUUUUGAGAUGCAUAUUCAACGUUUCUUGUUGUGGUGCAAGUCUGUUGGUUCAAUUUGGUUUGUUGUGAGUUCAGUACUAUAGCUAGUCCCCCCAUUUGUGUCUCUUCCUUUUGUCCCUUCCUGUCUGUCUGUCUGUCAUUACAGCCUCGUAUAGGAAGCUGUUUUCUGUGAGUAUUUUAGACAUAUUCCUGCAGAAGGUUUCUGUUUAAGCAAUAGGGCCCAAGGGGGUGUGGUAUAUGGCCAAUAUACCACAGUUAAGGGCUGUUCUUAAGUACGACGCAACGUAGAGUGCCUGGAUAUAUCACUUAGCCAUAUAUUGGCCAUAUAUCACAAACCCCAGAGGUGCCUUAUUGCUAUUAUAAACUGGGUAG
Messenger RNA from Oncorhynchus tshawytscha (Chinook salmon), 2762 nucleotides. RefSeq names its product 6-phosphofructo-2-kinase/fructose-2,6-bisphosphatase 2. The coding region runs from base 389 to 2008 and encodes 539 amino acids. The record is from RefSeq and is a predicted model, not a curated record. Gene Ontology annotation, cellular component: cytosol. The transcript has 15 exons. Lineage: Eukaryota; Metazoa; Chordata; Actinopteri; Salmoniformes; Salmonidae. Gene Ontology annotation, molecular function: ATP binding; fructose-2,6-bisphosphate 2-phosphatase activity; 6-phosphofructo-2-kinase activity. Gene Ontology annotation, biological process: fructose 2,6-bisphosphate metabolic process; fructose metabolic process.